Molecule: messenger RNA, 1048 nt
Organism: Linum trigynum
Lineage: Eukaryota; Viridiplantae; Streptophyta; Magnoliopsida; Malpighiales; Linaceae
Source: the annotation of a GenBank genome assembly
UACAGCGUAAUUUGGAGAUUAUGCAGCGCAACCAAGGGCGCAUGUGUCGCAACGCAGAUCGCCACGCAGCAUGGUAUCUCUGGAAAAGACUGGUGAUUUGGCCUUAAAAGCGAAAGCGUUGGAGGCCAUAGAAUUGCUGGAGGAGAUACCACCACCGCCAACCACUGAUCUGCCGUUGCCACCAUCGACUGAUGUUCUAGUGCAACCACCGUCUCACAAGUCUGCUACCGUCGCUGCUGCUACGAGGCCGGGCCUAAUGGAGGAGCUAACCCUAGCUUUGGUUCCUCGUCUCAUUGAGAAGGAGGACGACAAGGCGAUGUCUCUAGUUGCUGCUGUUGUGGCGAGGCCUGCCGAUGUUGGGGAAGGGGUGAAUCCUACUGCAACGUCGCCAUUAACGUCAAAAUUGCGAGCUGGUGUCGCGGUCAAGAAGCUCUUUGCUUCCAAGCCACGGAAGUCAUUGAUAAAUUUGCAGGUAACACCACCUGUCGCGGUCGAUGAUGCAUGUACUGCUGCUGUUGGUACAAGUCUGUUGGGUCUGCUUCAGCCCAAUUGGAAAUCGAGGAAGAAGCUUAAGGAGGAUGGUGUCAAAAACCACGACGUCAUGGGAAGCCCAGGCAUGGUUCGCGGCUGUAUCGGGCCGAGUAUGGGAGGACUGGUCGGCAGGCUGUUGUAUGGAUUUGAUCUGGAGACUUCCUGUAAUGGUGAUCUUUCUGUGGAGUUGGCAAAUUGUGCUAGCCCUAUAAUCGUGGCUCAAGCAAGGGAGCACGGGAGGGAGAUUCAAGCUGCCGAGACGAGAGCGAGUGAAGCUGAUGGAAGGGUUAUUUACACAAAGAGAAUUCGUUGUGUAUGGGUAUGAUGAGUUUAGUAAACGGACUUGGGAUUUUGGCUCCUAUGUACGGUGAACCACGAGGAAGACGCAGAGGUCGGGCUUCUACGUUGGAGUUAGGCUUGCAUGGUAAUAUUUUUCAAGUCUUCUUCAUGGCUGGGAGUUGUGCGAAGGUGUUGGAGGGUGAGCGUGGCAUGGGUGGAAUAAUGUAUGGACUGCAUG